Messenger RNA from Theileria equi strain WA, 738 nucleotides. RefSeq lists its product as hypothetical. The coding region runs from base 1 to 738 and encodes 245 amino acids. The transcript has a single exon. The record is from RefSeq and is a predicted model, not a curated record. NCBI's taxonomy places the organism in Eukaryota, Apicomplexa, Aconoidasida, Piroplasmida, Theileriidae.
AUGAGUGAAGAUGUGGUCUAUCUUGAGAUAGAUAAAAGGUGUGAUGGAACAUGUACUUGCCCAGGUGGUAGCCACAUUGCUGGCAGGGGUGGAAAAGAAACUAAGUACUGUUGCACCUACUAUGCUAAUGGACAGAGGAAGGUAACGGUUACUUGUGAACACACCAGCCUCCUAUCUAUUCCAUAUCAUAAACACUCUCCUUCCGGACCAUCAGUAGUUGGAAUUAAGUACAAUUCUGGUGAUGAAAAGAACAUAACUUUAGAUGGACCAUCAUUUCCUCUUUCUGAUGUAAGAAGUGUCUCUGUAUUCUACUGUAAUCAGGGUAAUCCCGUUCUUAUAUGCAUUGAAGAAAAUGGGCAAGACAAAUGGUACAAAAAGCCCACUAGUACUGCUAAUGGAGAUGAAAAGUGGACAAAAGUUGAUAGUCUCUACAACAAAACACCAGAAGAUAUUUCUAACAACUUUAGCCGACACACGGAAGUACUAAAAGAUGCUGGAUGUUCAAGCUAUGGAAAAUGUCCUUGUCCUCAUAAACCUCAGGUUCCUCCUAAAGAACUUGAAGAGAAUGAGUCAGAAUCUAAUGACCCUACUACUUCUGGAUCUACUGCUUCUGCUAAAGCUCCUCUUUGGAAAGCUCUUGGUGGUAUUGCUCUUGCAACAGGAGCUGGAUUAAUCUGCCUUGGAAUAUGGAAACUCUAUAGUCGCUAUUAUAGAAACCCUCUUGUACGCUUGAUCUAA